Acanthamoeba castellanii str. Neff is the source of this 3000-nucleotide messenger RNA. Its product is annotated as leucine rich repeat domain containing protein. Gene Ontology annotation, molecular function: protein binding. The transcript has 12 exons. The coding region runs from base 1 to 3000 and encodes 999 amino acids. The record is from RefSeq and is a predicted model, not a curated record. Lineage: Eukaryota; Discosea; Longamoebia; Acanthamoebidae.
AUGAAGGGCCGAAGGCGAGGUUGGAUGGACUUCCUCGUCGUUCUGCUCCUCUUUGUCUUGGUCGACGCCUCCGCGACUUCAAGUCGUGAGCUUAUGCGCUCGCUCCCGCGUCCGCAUAAAGCUGCCCAAGGCUGCGACUGGUCUGACUUCUACAACGCCACAGGCGGACCGCACUGGACCGCCAAGUGCGCUUCGGGCGAUGCGCCCGGCAGCCCUUCCUGCUGGCUCGGCCCAGGGCGCGUGUGUCAGUGGUAUGGAGUUGAUUGCACGGCGGACACGAGCGGCUCCCCGGAGACGAUCUCCCUCCUCCUGCCCUCGAACAACCUGACUGGCCACCUGCCUGACUCGCUCGCCCGCCUGUGCUCCCUCAAUUCGCUGGUACUGGAAGACAACUACAUUCAAAGCGUGUCCGCCUUGGGCCAAUACCCACUGCCCAACAUCUGGGUCAUCAACCUCGCCCGCAACAACAUCUCAGCCCUACCACCACACUUCGGUAACCUGACCAACCUACACGGGCUCGCACUCGGUUUGAAUCCUCUGGGCGGUGGCUUUCCCGACUGGAUGAAGAACCUCGCGAGUCUCUGGAUACUCGAUCUCACCGAGUGCGGCCUAUCAGGCACUCUGCCUGACAUCUUCGGUGGCAGCUUGCCCUUCCUGUUUCAUCUCGGGCUGUCCAACAACAAUCUCACAGGCAAUCUGCCCGGCAAUUGGAGUGGAAUGUCGCAAUUGGAGCACAACAUCAUCGACCUGAGCCGAAACCGGUUCACAGGACCCAUUCCGCCGAGCAUUUUCGGUCAAGCGCUCAGCGCGCUGGUCCUGCGGCACAACCAACUCUCCGGCUCCAUUCCGGUAAUCACGCGUGCCAUCAACCUCCGCGUCUUUGAUGCCGCUUACAACCGGUUCACUGGGCCGCUUCACCUGGUCGGCGACAUGGCGCUCUCUGCAACAUUGAUCGAUGUCAGUCACAACGACUUGGAGGGGCCACUCUCGACCGCACUGGUCGAAGCAUCUAAUCUGGUCUAUCUAUCGAUCGUCGGUAAUCUGAAGAUGCGGAUGGCGGGACCAUUAUUGCCCACGUGGCUGGAAUUCGACCGAAGCACAUUCAACAAGCCCAAUGGCGACUCCUUCUUCUGCUACGGCCUCCGGCCCAUAACCUACUUGCACCUGGAGACGUCGCCCGAGUACCUCAACUACGAGCACUGCUUCUGCGCGCCCAACUACUACGGCUUGCCGCCCGAUUACUGCCGGCCCUGCCCAGCGCACGGCAAUUGCAGCUACGGGCACAACGCCAUUUCGUGGAGUCGCGGCUAUUACCCUAUCUUCAACGACAGUGAGGUGCUGGCGGUGCUGCCGUGCACGGACACAUUGCACGGUGCGGCGGGCUUGAGCGCGUGCAAUCCCCACGGCAACUGCAGCGCCGAGCUGGGCUCCGCCUUCCUCCCAGCCUGUCAGCUGUGCGCUCCAGGCACCACCGGUCGACUAUGUUCGCGUUGCUUGUGUUCGGUUGACACGGCGGCCGAUGGCGAGUGCUUCUUCUCCAGCGACGGCCGCUGCGUGCGGUGCAACACGUCGACCACCAUCGCCGCGGCCACCGUUCUCGGCGCCUGCCUGGCCGCCGCGCUCGUCGCCUGGGCCGCCCUCGCCUGUCGCUGGCCGCCGCUCUACCGACGCCUGCGCGCUGCCGUGUCCCUGGUGUCCGACUCCGGCACGCUCAAGAUCACCGUCGUGUGGCUUCAGAUCACGGCCGCGCUCAACACAGUCGCCGGCGGUUGGCCCCAGUGGGCGCUCGAUCAGACCGGCAUCAAGUGGGUCCGCGUCAGCAACCUGAGCACCAGCGGCACGGGCCUCGAGUGCGUGAUCGGCCGCCUUGCCGACCCGCGCUGGAACCUGCUCGCCUACCUCCUCCUCCCCGUCGCCCUCUCCGCGCUCAUCGUCGCCGCCGUCCUGUGCCGCAUGGCCCUGACUCAGCUCCGUGGUUGGCGUUUCACUGCCGCGCCGUCGGCCUCGCGCUCGCCAUCGUCCGCCUCCGAUCAGCGCCUCGUCACCGACCCCGCCGCCCUGUCGCCUGUCAAUCACAGUGAUGAUGAUGAUGAUAAUGAUUAUCAUCAACAGGGAGACGAAGAGCGCAAGCAACUGCUGACGUUCGAGUCGAUCAACGACGCUGCGCUGGAGUUGGAAGCGGCGGCGGAGGGUUGGCAGGCGAGUGCGUGGGAGUGGGGGCGGUACAUGUGGCUGUGGAUGGUCUACUUCCUCUACUUUGGCCUCACCAGCCGCACCCUCGAGGUCUUCUCGUGCGUCGAGGAGCCCGUCGAAGCCGAGCGCUUCAUGGCCAGCCUCCCCUGGCUCCGAUGCGUCCCGACCACGGAGUGGGGCACGCUGGUGUGGAUGGGCACGGCGGGCGCGCUGGUCUACGUGCUUGGCAUUCCGCUCCUGUUGGCCGUGCUCCUAAUCGUCCACCGGCGCCGCGCCCAGGAGCCCGCCGUGCGGUACUGGCUGGGCCACCUCUACCGCUGCUACCGCCCGGCCAUGCACUGGUACGAGACCGCCAUCAUCGCCCGACGGCUGGCCAUCGCCGCCAUCGUUGCCAUGCUGCCGGCCGAGACCGCGCCCAUGGCCCGGGUGACCACCGUCGUGCUGGUGCUACUCGCCGCGUUCGCCCUCCAGCGCGGCUUCCGGCCCUUCACGCGCCCGAUCGACAACGCGCUAGAGGAGGCGGCCCUGGGCACCAUCCUGCUCACCUUCAUCGCCCAGACCGCCUGGCGCAACCAGGAGCAGUUCAGCUCCUUCUUCGCCACCGACUACUCGCUUGUCGAAAAGGCCCUCGGGCUAGACACCGCAUGGUACGCCACGGCGUUGUUGGUGUGUUUGAUGGUGUGGCACGUGCUGUUCUUCGGCGCGCUGCUGGUGGUCAUGGUGUGGCCGCUGUGCAUCAUCGUCGGCUCCGCCCUGCGCCGUCGCUGGCGCCUGCGCUUCGAUGGAAGUUCCGAAGCCAUCCAAUAA